Molecule: messenger RNA, 966 nt
Organism: Suillus subaureus
Lineage: Eukaryota; Fungi; Basidiomycota; Agaricomycetes; Boletales; Suillaceae
Exons: 8
Source: RefSeq, a predicted model, not a curated record
AUGUCGCGAACGCCAUCGUAUAUUCAACUUGCACCUCGCCGCGCGAUGGCGUCCUUUGAGAAUCUCGUCGCACUCGCAAACCACCAAGAGCGACUCCGGGAAGCUCGCAGGAUUGUCUGGAGGGAGCGCGGUGAGCCUGCUGUUGAGCUUGAAGACCUUUGGGAGUGUAUGGAGCACGCGGGGCGUGGAGGAUUACGAGCUGCAGCUAUCGCUUUUGCUCUACGUGCAAGCGUGAAUCUUGUGUUGGCCACAAUAAGAAUGGGAAGUGUGCCAAAAAACAUGAGGCUCCCACUCAUUCAACAUGCGAUCUUUGGAAAGGACUCAUUUAGAUUCGCAGCUAUGCUUGGUUCCUUCGUGACUGUUUACAAGGCAACACUCAAUGCCCUCCCCAUCCUCCUUCCUGUCAAUGAACGUGCAAGCCUACCCUCGCCGUUUGAGGACGAAGAUGAAGAUAUCGAAGCCCCACCAACGCCUUUUGAGGUUCCCCUCUCAGCCAGACAGUCGCGCCUUUCCUUAAGUGCUCAAGCACAUCAAGUGUGGGCGCGUAAGAAGACGCGACGAUGGCACUCUAUGUUUGCUGGCGCUUUAGCCGGUGGCCUCGCUGUUAUGUUCGAAAAGCGAUCAAGAAGAGUGGUCAUCGCACAACAACUCUUCGUUCGAGGCCUACAAGGUUCAUAUAACGCUUUUACUUCGAAGCACGGUUUCCAUCUACCCAAUGGAGAAGUGCUCAUGUUUUGUCUUUGCUCUACACAAUUGUGUACGCAAUUUUUGCACGACCAGAAACACUCCCCGCGAUCAUAUACCGCAUGGCUUACAACUGCGUCGGGCGCUCCAUCAAACGCGAUCAAGAUAGUCCAAGACAUGAACAAGACCGGGGCGUUUGACGUACAGGACCUUAACAAGAUCCUUAGCCGCGAGGACCUUAUCCCUGCAAAUCAGGCCACCCUUCUCGCCAGUAGAGCACUG